This is a messenger RNA of Pogona vitticeps (central bearded dragon), 2186 nucleotides long. It is a transcript of the gene TBP, whose product is annotated as TATA-box binding protein. Lineage: Eukaryota; Metazoa; Chordata; Lepidosauria; Squamata; Agamidae. Gene Ontology annotation, biological process: DNA-templated transcription initiation. Gene Ontology annotation, molecular function: DNA binding. The record is from RefSeq and is a predicted model, not a curated record.
UUGUGGGUAGCGGAUAAAAGAUAUAUAAAAGAGAUUCCAAAAUUCAUGGCAGAUGAUUGUGCCAGGCUUAUUACUUAGGAGUGAGUUAGGUUCUCCGAUAAGGAUCCCUGAAACUGAGGUGCCGCUCUAGGCUCUGACUCGCUUCCCUUUUCACUUCUAUGAUAAACUCUUGAAGGCGAAUUCCCCGCGCUCGGAUACUUGCAAUGCGCCUGCGCGCUCCUUAUCUUCCUCUCAGGCCUCUACUCCCCCCCCACGACUCCCCUUAAGAAAGUUGGCGCGGGAAGUAAGCGUAAAGGGUCGUUACAGCCGUGCGAGUGACGUAGUAAAAGUGCGCCGCCGGCUAAGGCAAGCAGGGGAAGGGGCAGGUUGGGCCGGGCGAAGAACUUCUUCUGCAGGGGGUUUUGGAUCCUUGCUUUGGAUGUGUGGAAGCUGAUGUUCGCCUCAAUAUGUCAAACUUGGCUGCGUAGCUAAUUGUUGGGAGGAAAACUCCUUUAAGGCAAAUGCUGUGAAAUUUCUUUUCUCAACUGGAUUUCUUGGAAUACUCAUUCACCUGAUUGGAGAAGUGACAGACUGUUGUCAUGGAUCAGAACAAUAGUAUACCACCCUAUGCCCAGGGGUUAGCAUCUCCUCAGAGUGCAAUGACUCCUGGCAUCCCUCUUUUUAGUCCCAUGAUGCCUUAUGGCACAGGGCUCACACCCCAACCUGUUCAAAGCACCAACAGUUUAUCUAUUCUGGAAGAACAGCAGAGGCAGCAGCAACAACAACAACAACAGGCAGCAGCGCAGCAGUCCACAUCACAACCCACGCAGGGGUCAUCUGGACAGACACCACAGCUCUUUCAUUCGCAGACGCUUACUACCGCUCCUUUACCUGGAACUACACCACUCUACACCUCACCAAUGACACCCAUGACCCCAAUAACGCCUGCAACACCUGCCUCUGAAAGCUCUGGGAUUGUGCCACAGCUCCAGAAUAUUGUGUCUACAGUAAACCUUGGUUGCAAACUUGACCUAAAAACCAUUGCCCUUCGUGCUCGAAAUGCUGAGUACAACCCAAAGCGUUUCGCUGCUGUAAUUAUGAGAAUAAGAGAGCCACGAACUACAGCUCUCAUAUUUAGCUCUGGGAAGAUGGUGUGUACAGGAGCUAAAAGUGAGGAGCAAUCCAGGCUAGCAGCCAGAAAGUAUGCUAGAGUUGUGCAGAAGUUGGGCUUUCCAGCCAAAUUUUUGGAUUUUAAGAUUCAGAAUAUGGUGGGCAGCUGUGAUGUAAAAUUUCCUAUCCGGCUUGAGGGACUGGUCCUCACACAUCAACAGUUUAGUAGUUAUGAGCCAGAGUUAUUUCCUGGCUUAAUUUACCGAAUGAUCAAACCAAGAAUUGUCCUGCUUAUAUUUGUUUCUGGGAAGGUAGUUCUUACUGGUGCAAAAGUCAGAGCUGAAAUUUAUGAAGCGUUUGAAAAUAUAUAUCCUAUUUUAAAGGGAUUCAGAAAGACAACGUAACAGGUUCUUGUGCUUAUCUAGGAAAUUGGGGCACACUUUAAAAGGUAUUAUGACACAGCAGUAAAAGGAGAUGUACAGACUUGCAACAUCAGGACUUGGGAGUAUUUUCCCAGUUAGUGCCUAUUUCCCUGGAUCUUUUUGGAAAGGGAAAUCCUCAUUGCGUGUUAUAUCUGUACUGAACUACUGUGAGUUGCUUCGUUGCACUCUCCUUUGAGAAACAAGCCAGUUUAUUUAUAUGUUUAGCUUUUAAAGUUUUAACUGCUUUGUUUCCCUUUUUUAAAAAAAAUCUGGGUCUCAUGCCGGCAAAUUAAACUGUGUUAUCCAAAAGUUAAAAUUUUUUGGUUAUAGUAUUCUUUUAACCAGAAGUUUUAUAAUUGGAAAAUGUAAUUCUAGUCUUUCAGCUGUUCUUUCACAUUCCCUUUGCCAGUGUUCAGCAGGACAGUAACUUGCUAUUGAAAAGAAAUGCCUGUAUAUAGUCCUAAUUUGGGGAGCAGUUGGAGUUCUAAAUGUGUAAUUAAUGCUGAUUAUGAAACUUGAGAAUUAAAUCUGAAAUAGUAUCACUUUAUCAAUUGAUUUGCUUAUGCUGCUGUUUUAAUGUAUUAAACGCAUGCCUGUAGCUUCAAUGUAUUGAACUGUUUUUAUAAGAUUUUUCUUAACAAUCCAGUAUUAAAGGAAUGUGUUUUGUCAUUUAAA